Messenger RNA from Coregonus sp. 'balchen', 4909 nucleotides. The record is from the annotation of a GenBank genome assembly. Lineage: Eukaryota; Metazoa; Chordata; Actinopteri; Salmoniformes; Salmonidae.
AUGGUGGGGGGUGGUAUUCAUGGCCGUUUAUGGCUGCGCCUGUGGCCACAGGAGUCUAGACUACUAACUUAUAGAAUAUUAGGGUGAAUGGGAAAGUGUGGACUGAGACUGGGUCUAGGCUGGAGUGGGCUGGGCCUGUCCUAUACUAAAGCAGCUGGAGUAGUGGGUGGGUGGGAGUGAACAGAACAGCAGUUGUUUCCUUUUCUGGUUGUUAGACGCCAUUACAGCCUGUGUGUUAACUGCCUCCUCUGGCCUGCUAUGGCCUGCUGGGGUGAUUGGUUGGCCUGCUAUGGCCUGCUGGGGUGAUUGGUUGGCCUGCUAUGGCCUGCUGGGGUGAUUGGUUGCUGGCUGGGCUCUGUAUGUCUCUCCUCUACAGGGUUAAUGGUAGGCUGCAGUAUCAGCAGUAAAACUCACACUUGGUGAAGAGCCCCAAUAUAUAUAUAUAUAUAUAUAUAUAUAUAUAUAUAUAUAGAUAUAUAUAGAUAUAUAGAUAUAUAUAUAGAUAUAGAUAGAUAGAUAGACACACACACACCGGUUCAGCUGGCCUUGAGACGAGGGGGGGGGUGGGAGGGAGGGAGAGGAGGGAGGGAAUGAGGAUAAAUGUGAGUGAUGAAAUUGCAACAGUGUGGGAAAGAGUGAGAGGCAAGGAAAAACCAAGGAUUAAAGAGAGAGAUGGAGGGGGGGGUAAGAGAUGUGGAGGGGGGGAAGAGAUGUGGAGGGGUGAAGAGAUGUUGGGGAGAAGAGGGAGAUGUGGAGGGGGGAGAUGGAGGGGGGGAAAGAGAGCGAUGUGGGGGAGAAGAGAGAUGUGGAGGGGGGGAGAUGAGAGAGAUGUGGAGGGGGUAAAGGGAGAUGGAGAGGGGGAAAGAGAGAGAUGGAGGGGGGAAAGAGAUGGAGGGGUGGAGGGAAGAGGGAGAUGGAGGGGUGGAAGAGAGAUGGAUGUGGGGGAAAGAGAGAUGUGGGUGGAAAGGGAGAUGGAGGGGGGGAAGGGAGUGAUGUGGAGGGGGGAGAGAAGAGAGAGAUGGAGGGGGAAGAGAUGGAGGGGGGGAUGGAGAGAGGGAAAGAGAUAUGUGGGGGAAAGAGAUAUGUGGGGGAAAGAGAUAUGUGGGGGAAAGAGAUAUGUGGGGGAAGAGAGAUGGAGAGGGGGAAAGAGAGAGAUGGAGGGGGGGAAAGAGAGUACUGGUACCCCGUGUAUAUAGCCAAGUUAUUACCUCAUACCCCUGCACAUCGACUCAGUACUGGUACCCCGUGUAUAUAGCCAAGUUAUUACCUCGUACCCCUGCACAUCGACUCAGUACUGGUACCCCGUGUAUAUAGCCAAGUUAUUACCUCGUACCCCUGCACAUGGACUCAGUACUGGUACCCCGUGUAUAUAGCCAAGUUAUUACCUCGUACCCCUGCACAUGGACUCAGUACUGGUACCCCGUGUAUAUAGCCAAGUUAUUACCUCGUAGCCCUGUACAUCGACUCAGUACUGGUACCCCAUGUAUAUAGCCAAGUUAUUACCUCGUACCCCUGCACAUCGACUCAGUACUGGUACCCCGUGUAUAUAGCCAAGUUAUUACCUCGUAGCCCUGUACAUCGACUCAGUACUGGUACCCCGUGUAUAUAGCCAAGUUAUUACCUCGUACCCCUGUACAUCGACUCAGUACUGGUACCCCGUGUAUAUAGCCAAGUUAUUACCUCGUACCCCUGUACAUCGACUCAGUACUGGGACCCCGUGUAUAUAGCCAAGUUAUUACCUCGUACCCCUGCACAUCGACUCAGUACUGGUACCCCGUGUAUAUAGCCAAGUUAUUACCUCGUACCCCUGCACAUGGACUCAGUACUGGUACCCUGUGUAUAUAGCCAAGUUAUUACCUCGUACCCCUGCACAUGGACUCAGUACUGGUACCCCCUGUAUAUAGCCAAGUUAUUACCUCGUACCCCUGCACAUCGACUCAGUACUUGUACCCCGUGUAUAUAGCCAAGUUAUUACCUCGUACCCCUGCACAUCGACUCAGUACUUGUACCCCGUGUAUAUAGCCAAGUUAUUACCUCGUACCCCUGCACAUCGACUCAGUACUGGUACCCCCUGUAUAUAGCCAAGUUAUUACCUCGUACCCCUGCACAUUGACUCAGUACUGGUACCCCGUGUAUAUAGCCAAGUUAUUACCUCGUACCCCUGCACAUUGACUCAGUACUGGUACCCCCUGUAUAUAGCCAAGUUAUUACCUCGUACCCCUGCACAUUGACUCAGUACUGGUACCCCGUGUAUAUAGCCAAGUUAUCAUGGACUCAGUACUGGUACCCUGUGUAUAUAGCCAAGUUAUCAUGGACUCAGUACUGGUACCCCGUGUAUAUAGCCAAGUUAUCAUGGACUCAGUACUGGUACCCUGUGUAUAUAGCCAAGUUAUCAUGGACUCAGUACUGGUACCCUGUGUAUAUAGCCAAGUUAUUACCUCGUACCCCUGCACAUGGACUCAGUACUGGUACCCCGUGUAUAUAGCCAAGUUAUUACCUCGUACCCCUGCACAUCGACUCGGUACUGGUACCCCGUGUAUAUAGCCAAGUUAUCAUGGACUCAGUACUGGUACCCUGUGUAUAUAGCCAAGUUAUCGUGGACUCAGUACUGGUACCCUGUGUAUAUAGCCAAGUUAUCGUGGACUCAGUACUGGUACCCCGUGUAUAUAGCCAAGUUAUUGUUACUCACUGUGGAUUUAUUAUUACUUUUAUUAUUACAUGUUUUACUUUUCUAUUAUUUCUCUAUUUUCUUUCUCUCUGCAUUGGUGGGAAGGGGCCGUAAUCAUUUCACUGUUAGUCUACACCUGUUAUUCACGAAGCAUGUGACUAAUACAAUUUGAUUUGACAAGUUCCCCGCAUAAAACUACAGUGUUUUAUUUAUUAGGAAAGGUUUUUGUAUAGCCUACCUUCUAACCCCUCUCUCCCCCGUAGGUAAGUUUGAGGAGAGGGAGGAUCGGGUACCUAAGCUGGAGCAGCUGAACUCCCUGGGCUUCAUGUGUUCUCUGAACCUUGUUCUCAACAAGAGAGACCUCAUUAAGAUGGAGCUGCUGCUGUUGGAGACGUUCAGCUGGAACCUGUGUAUGCCCACCCCAGCCCACUUCAUAGACCACUACCUCCAGGCCUCGGUGCAGGAGGGAGACCUGUACAACGGCUGGCCUCUCUCCUCCCUCUCCAAGACCAAAGGCUUUAUGGACAAGUACACACACUACUUCCUGGAGGUGUCACUGCAAGGUGAGGGGUGAUGAGGUGGAUGGAGGGAUUGAAGUAGAGGUGAUGGAUGGGGUGAAGGAAUGAGAGCGCAGGGGGAAAGGUUCAAGAUGGAGGGGGGGGGGGAAAUGGACUGUUAUGAAAUAUGUGUAGCCUCCUGUGUUCCUCUAGACCAUUUCUAACAGUCUGUCUGUGUUCCUCUAGACCAUGCAUUCCUGAGUUUCCGUCCGUCUCAGGUGGCGGCGGCAUGCGUAGCGGCGUCUCGUAUCUGUCUCCAGAUUUCUCCUAGCUGGACCACGUCUCUACACUUACUGACUGGAUACACCUGGGACCACCUCACACACUGCAUCAAACUCAUGCUGCUGUAAGUCUCUCACUCACUCACAGACCUGGGACCACCUCACAGUGCUGCAUUAAGUCUCUCACACAGACCAGACACACAGACCUGAGACCACCUCACAAUGCUGCAUUAAGUCUCUCACGGAGGCCAGACACACAGACCUGGGACCACCUCACAAUGCUGCAUUAAGUCUCUCACGGAGGCCAGACACACAGACCUGGGACCACCUCACAGUGCUGAAUUAAGUCUCUCACACAGGCCAGACACACAGACCUGGGACCACCUCACAAUGCUGCAUUAAGUCUCUCACACAGGCCAGACACACAGACCUGGGACCAAUUGCAUGCUUGUAUGCACAGACACACUCAUAUGCGUUUGACCGAGCCAGACUCCAUGCUAAUUCUCUCGUUGCUCAUGUAGGUUAACUGUAAACACAUGACAAUCCACUGUCUGGUUUGUCAGAUAAUAACAAAUGUCUUGUUCCACCCCCCUCACACUCUCUCUUUCUCUCGCUCUCUCUUUCUCUCUCUCUCUCUUUCUCUCUCGCUCUUUCUCUCUCUCUCUCUCUUUGUUCUCCACAGUGCCCAUGACAACGAUGUGAAGGAGGCCAACAAACCCAAAUCCCCCCCUCCGCUGUCUUGUACCUCCUCCCUCCAGUCCCACCUCUCCCUGGUCCCAGCCAUCCAGAGACCAGCUACUUCCACCGCCCAGCAGCUCCUCUUCCAGCCCGGCCCAGUGGGCUUCCCACACCUCUCCCAGCACUCCCCCUCCCUGUCCCAGCUCCACGCGCUAGCCGACUCCCAGGCUUUGGGGCCUGCUGUGGUCAACAUGUCUCAGAACUUCCUCCAGAGCCACAGGAUGGGGCUGCUCACUGGGGCCACCACCAUGACCUCCACAGCAGGGGCCUUCCCCUCCUAUCCUAGCCUGACUUCGGGGCUCCAGCCUGGGGCUCGGGUGGCACCGCUGGCCUUGCAGGGCCCCAUCUCCAUGCAGGUAGCCUUGGCAGCGGAGCCGCGACACUGCCUCAGCAUGGCCUACAGUGGGGGGUACUUGGGGGGCGUGGGCUUCACGGCAGCGGGCUGCUUCGACAGGUGACGCCAGGAGACAGAGGAGAGGAUGAACAGCAAACCACCCCGAGCCAGGGACAGGGAGCGCUGCACUCCUCUUCCAUCACUUCUUCCUCCUCCUCUCCGCUCCCUGGCGGACCUCCUCUCUCUCUCCGUCAGCACCCCGUCCCCCUCCUCGGCCGCCCCGCGCCCUGCGCCCCCCGCCCUCAGACAGAGACAGAGAGAAAGACGGCUCAAACGCAAGCAAAGGUCAAAGGGCACCGAUGAUCCCGUGGAGGUCAUCACACUGACAUGA